Molecule: messenger RNA, 3312 nt
Organism: Brassica napus (rape)
Lineage: Eukaryota; Viridiplantae; Streptophyta; Magnoliopsida; Brassicales; Brassicaceae
Product: protein tesmin/TSO1-like CXC 3
Exons: 7
Coding region: 673-2424 (583 amino acids)
Molecular function (GO): DNA-binding transcription factor activity
Source: RefSeq, a predicted model, not a curated record
AGCAAAGAUCAAUUACGAUCACGGACAAAAGUGAGUGAAUAUAUAUAAGUAUUAAAGAGGGAGAUAGCGAGGGAGAGCGUUUGUGGAAAACGUACAGAACAGAGAGACAAGUGUUUGGGGGGGUCAAACAGCAACUUCUGUUGGAUUUGGUUUUGAACUAAUACCCACGAGACAAAUUCCCGCUUCUAUCUCCUUUGAAUAUACCAUUCCUUCUUCUUCAACCCUAAGAACAGAGAGAGACACAGAGAAGGAAUAGAAGAGACACAGAGAAGGACUGUUCAUGUGAGACUUAUUGUUAUAAAAUGGAUACUCCCCCAAAAAACGUAACUCAGAUCGAGAAUCCGAUUUCUAAACUCAAACUCGAGGUUUUCCUCCUUUUCGUUCAUCCUCUGUUCGUGUGAUCGUUUUCUUGUUUAUUUGAGGAAAGUGUGUGUGUGUGUUUUUAUGGAAUCUGUACAAUACCCAUCUUGCAAUCAGUUUAAUUAUACUCAAAAGAUUCAGUUUAACAUUGUUUUGAUUCCCACUCAAUGUGAAAUAUUUCAACUUUCCUGUUUGGUGUUGUGUCUUUAUGGAAUACCAGAGGUUCACGCUUUAUCGGAUGGUCUACUUUAUUCUCUGACCAUUUCUUGUAACUGAGUUGAUUUUUUUUUUUUUGUGUGUGUGUGUGUGGGGAUGCAGAACUCGCCAGUGUUCAACUACAUAAACAGUCUGUCUCCAAUCAAACCUGUCCGAUCAUUAUCAAUCGCUCAAACCUUUGGCUCUCUAAGUUACUCAUCUCCUCCUUCUGUCUUCGCUUCCCCUCACGUUUCCUCUCACAAAGGAUCUCGUUUCAAAAGUGAUCAUAACCAUGUGCCUGCUUCCGUUGGAGAAGAAGAAGCUUUACAUGAAACUGAAUCGCCACAAAUCCUACAAAAUGAGUGCACUACUACUACACCUCCUAGAGGUGAAACGGAUCUGCUGAAGAUGUGUGACGGCAAUGUUAAGCAGAAAAGUGAAACUCCGGAUUGGGAUGCUAUGAUUUCGGAUUCUUCUGAUAUUCUGAUUUUUGACCCACUGAAUGAUUCGGAGGCUUCUAGAUGCUUCUUGGAGAGACCAUCAGACUCCAAAACACGCUCAUUGGGUGUUGCAAAGUCUACACUGGAGCCUGUUAUUAAUAGCAAUGAUGAUCUUCGCCGUGGAGGGAGAAGACGGUGUCUUGACUUUGAGCAAACUUCGGUCGCAUCUUCAUCUAGAUGUGUAGUACCUAGCACUGGUCUGCAUUUUAACGCCAUUGCAUUGUCCUCUACGGACAACAAUGCUGGUAACGAGUACCCACUAUCCGGAAAUACAGAAGUGGGUUUGCAAGGUUCUAUCACUCCGGUUCUUAACUCGCAAGACAACGUGAGAGAAAAUGAAACUAGAGAAGCUGCAGGACAAGGUGUAGAAGAAGGUCCAAAGUCUUUAGCUCUAGUAGAACUGAAUGAGAGCAGCCCCAAGAAGAAAAGGCAAGUUUCUCCUUUACAUAUAUUUUUGUGUAAGUCUUUAUCAAUAUUUCUUAACCAGAUGUUGGCAUUACAAUUCACCAGGCGCAAGUUUGGACAAGCCGGAGAAGGUGAGUCAUCAUGUAAACGGUGCAACUGCAAGAGAUCCAAAUGUUUGAAGCUUUACUGUGAGUGCUUUGCUGCUGGAGUUUAUUGCAUAGGGCCAUGUUCAUGUGUAGAUUGCUUCAACAAACCUAUCCAUGAAGACAUUGUCAUGGCUACUCGCAAACAGAUUGAAUCCAGAAAUCCACUUGCAUUUGCUCCUAAAGUCAUCAGAAACUCUGAUUCCAUCAUGGAAGUUGGUGAUGAUGCAACAAGCAAGACUCCAGCUUCUGCACGACACAAACGUGGCUGCAACUGCAAGAAGUCAAACUGUCUGAAGAAAUAUUGUGAAUGCUAUCAGAGUGGAGUUGGUUGUUCCAUAAAUUGUAGAUGUGAAGGAUGUAAGAAUGCAUUUGGCAGAAAAGAUGUCUCUGCAGGGUCUUCAUUUACUAGCAUGGAUAAAGAAAAUGAAACAUCUAGCAGAGGCAGAACAGAGAAACAACCUUCAACACCAAUGCCGUUAAGACAACCAUUGGCUCAACUUCCCAUCUCAUCCAACAACAUGCUGCUUACUCAUCAACAUCUUCAUGGAGCUUCUGGAUCUUCCUUACACAUGAGCCAAUCUUUCAGACGACAAGACAUGAGUUUGAUGUCUCAUUCAAAGAUUGGGACAAUCACAGAGGAGAGGGCAGAGAAUAUUGAGAAUCUAAUCGAGUCUCCUAUGACAAACAUGAUCAAUGCGGUAUCUCCCAACAGUAAAAGGGUUUCUCUGCCCAUGGAGUUGAGUCCAUGGAGAAGAAAUGGUGGAAGGAAGCUGUUACUGUCAAUUCCUACUUUUCCUUCUCUCACUCCACACCAUUAAAAUAUUCUUUGAUUUUUUUUGUCAGCCUUUAAUUCUUUGAUUUGAUGGUGUCAACUUCUAGUUGGUACAUACACAAACGUUUCUAGUAUUCUAGUAGUAGCAACAGUUACUUUUUUUUUUCCAGUGGUUGUGUAAUAAGAAUGUUAAGACAUUAUAAUACAUCUUUUGGUUUAAUAAUUCUACUGUUUCAACAUACCAUGCAAUUAGAUAAAACAAUAAAAUAAUAAAUUUUAACAGAUACUAUAUAAAUUUAUGAUCCCAAAAUAUCACAAAUUAUAUUUUAGUGAUAUUUUGUCCAAUUAUACAUAAAAAGAUAUAUAUAUACCAAAACGAAAAGUCAAACACAAAACUAACCAUGAUUUUUUUUUGAAACUUUCAUUUGCCCUAUUCAUCUUAGAAGUUUGGAUUAUUCACAAAACAACGAAUUUGAAGCUCUUAAUGCACUGAAGUUUUAAUUUUUACUCUUCAUAUUUCAUUGCUUAUGCACACAAACUACAUCUCUUUCACUUUCUCUUUAUAUUCAUCAUUAAACCCAAGAUUUUUGAUUCUAAACUUUGUAAGGUUCAAACUCAUGAUUCUUGGUCAUUAACAAGUGGAUCUGUUUUGUGGUGAAGUUUUGUGUUAUAGGAGAAACUAAUCAAGUUAUCUCACUGGUUGAAAGUAUGAAAUUGAUUUUUUUUUUCAGAUCUGUUCAUCGAAUGUCUUCUCGUCAAUACAUAAGUUAGUUUUGCAAUUGACUUUAUGUGUGUUUUUAAAGACGACUUCUCUGGAAGUCUUCCAACUUUUCUUUGUUAACAAAAAAAUCUCGAAAAUACCAUAGAAGACUUCAUGGUAAGUAGUCUAGGACACACAAGUUAGUUUUGCAAUUGACAUGACUGUGUCAGAAGU